Molecule: messenger RNA, 1199 nt
Organism: Paramecium octaurelia
Lineage: Eukaryota; Ciliophora; Oligohymenophorea; Peniculida; Parameciidae
Source: the annotation of a GenBank genome assembly
AUGAAGAGGAGAACAAACCUAUUAAAAGCUAAAAAAAAUAUUAUAGGUUGCUUAAAUUAGUUGUAAAAAUAAUAUUGAUUGAAUCUUUAGAAAAAGAAAUAGCGAUUCCAGAAAUUUUGACAUGUUUAUGGUUUAAAAAACAUAAGGAGAAAAUAGUUGAAGGCUAAAUAAUCAAUUAAAAUUCUGUCCAAAUAUUACCUUCGAAGUAACGAUUGAUUCCCUCACUCCAAGCUGAACAACAAUUGAAAUUCAAGCAAGAAUAAGUUUAAUUGCAAACUCUUUUGGAUUUGCCUGAUACUGCUACUAAAGAAUUAGACAACUUUGAAAAUUUUAUAUAAUAAUUCCCCUGUGAUCCUAAAUAUGGGAGAGAUGUGGUUCUAAUAGAAAAAAUACUUAUUGUUGUUAACGGCAAGAAGGAUAGCAUCUAAAAUCAGUUAAUUCAAGUAAUGAGUGAUUAUUUGAAAAUAGAAAAAGUGAAGGAAUAAUUGAGGGAGAAAUUAGUAUUGCUUCCUAAAUUAAGAACUACUAAGACUUAAAUUAAUGACGAGCCUAUCUUGGAAAACAUCAUAAGAAUUAUAGAUAACUUAUAAUUAUACAUCAGUUCAAUUUAAAAGUGUAAGCCUUGUUUAUUUACUAAAUAAUUUAGUAAUCGUUCUAAGAAGUCAUUGUAAACAUCAUAAAAUUAAAAAUUAGAUAAGGAGGAAAUGAAAGUGUUUAUAUUAUCUGGAUUAAUUACUUUAAUUGACAAUGAAGUGUAUUUACCAGAAUUAAUCUUAUUCUUGGGAAUAAAAAAUAAAACGCAAAAGUUCAGUCUUUAGAUUAAUAAGAAUUAGAGAUUAUAAGAGUAUAUCAUUACAUAGAUGCAAUUGAAUCAAGUGGAAAUAACUGACUAAGUAGAGAGUAAGUUGCUUAUUAAGAAGAUAAAGAUUUAAGAUGGAGAGAAUAUACCUAUCAUUCAUAGCAGAGAUCAGGUUUCAGAGCCAUAAUUGAUUAUAAGAGCCUUGAGAUUACUAAGCAAUAGCGAUAUGACGAAAUAAUUGUCUGAAAUUUGGUAGAAACCUUCUAUAGUAAGUCUUAAAAAUCAGGUUUAUAAAAAUUGUUUAAAAAAAAAUAAAAAUGAUACUACAAUUGGAAAAAUAAAAAAUUUAUUUUAUAAAAUUGAUAACAAAUAUGAAAUAUUUAAUGAUAAUUAAUAAUGA